Messenger RNA from Acanthoscelides obtectus, 1448 nucleotides. NCBI's taxonomy places the organism in Eukaryota, Metazoa, Arthropoda, Insecta, Coleoptera, Chrysomelidae. The record is from the annotation of a GenBank genome assembly.
AUGGCAAGCAAGCCCAUUAAGAAAUAUUCGCUUUUUACUUUUUUUUUUCGAUACAGCUCUGUUAUUUUUCCUAUAAAGAUUAGAAUUAUAUCGAGGCACAGACAGAUUUUGUUCAAUACUUGUAACCACUCUUCUCUUUAUCUGGCGCUGCGAACAGGAUCGUUAUACGCCUUCGUGGAAAACAUCUGGAAGUUUGUACGAGCCCAGCCAACCAUCAGUAAAAUCUUCGAGAUUCAUCAGCUCUACCAGUCCAAUGCCUACCAAUUCGAGCGCUACUGAUGAACCCUCUGCUCAAAGCACCUCCGGUAAUCAAACUGCCGCUAGGAAAUUCAAGAUUAAUCGAAAAUCGUCAUAAAACUCAAUUCCUUAUUAAUUUAAAUUAUAUAACCAAUCCAAAACUACAUGAAAAUCAACACGCACUGAAUUUACAGAAUUAAAAAGUUAUUUUCUUCUGUAAAGGUUUGCAAGGCACUUUUGAGCACAAUACUAUCAAUAUCCAAGAAAGCAUAGUUUCUGUUACACAAAAUAUGGCUUUUCAAAUGAAAUGCUUCGAGCAAAUCGCACAUCAAAUAAAUGUAAAUUCAAAUUAAUCAUUUGAGCGUCCUAUCCAUUCUUUCAUUAAAUCAUAGGGAAAUAAAUGUCCUCAUUGAAAAUUUGCAAACUUCCUCUGUUAGAUUUUGAAACAAUGCACCCUUUUGAGAUAGUGAAUCUUUGCGAACUAUCAAUUGUAACUUUGCAAAAUGAAUCAUAUUCGUAAUCCAUGUACCUCUUCUUGACCGUAAAAACUUACAGUGUUUUUGAAUUGUAUCCGUUAAUUAUAAGGAAUGAAUUAAUAAAGAUCCUAAGCAAUUUUACUUUGUAAUUUGAAGAAGAAAGAUUUUGCUCCAAUUUAAUCAAACUAAGUAACAAUCCGCAUUUAUGUUUUUAAUUACUAAACAGGCACAUGUAAGCCAUCUAUGUUGAAAAAUUGUCCUCAUAUUCACUUAAAAUACUAUUAAUACUAAUAUUUUAAUUGAUAUUAAAGACUGCAAGCAGAUUGAAUUAUCAUUGCCUUUACUUGAAAGUAAUUUUAGCUUUUUAAAUCCUUCUUAUUACCAAAAUCAUUCGGAAAUAAUAGUUCAUACUAAGUUGCAAAACCUUUCUUACGACUCUUACAGCUUUGGAACCAUAUUGUAACUGUAAAUUAUAUUUUCUCUAAGUUGGAGACCAACUUUUCGUAGGAGGGAGGAGUUAUGGAAUCCUGUUGGUAACAUAACUAUGUGGUACAAGCCCAUUAUUCCAACAAAUUGAAUUGUAUGGCAAGUAAGCCCAUUAAGAAAUAUUUGCUUUUUACUUCUUUUUUUCGAUACAGCUCUGUUAUUUUUCCUAUAAAGAUUAGAAUUAUAUCGAGGCACAGACAGAUUUUGUUCAAUACUUGUAACUACUCUUUGUUCCUGCAAUAAAGUCUG